This is a messenger RNA of Phaethon lepturus (White-tailed tropicbird), 1179 nucleotides long. Its product is annotated as band 4.1-like protein 3. Gene Ontology annotation, cellular component: plasma membrane; cytoskeleton. The record is from RefSeq and is a predicted model, not a curated record. NCBI's taxonomy places the organism in Eukaryota, Metazoa, Chordata, Aves, Phaethontiformes, Phaethontidae. Gene Ontology annotation, molecular function: cytoskeletal protein binding. The annotation marks the transcript as partial. The transcript is spliced from 9 exons.
AAACGUUCCAGAGGUCAAGUGCUAUUCGACAAAGUGUGCGAGCAUCUGAACCUUUUGGAAAAAGACUACUUCGGGCUAACAUACAGAGACACAGAAAACCAAAAGAAUUGGUUGGACCCUGCCAAGGAAAUCAAGAAGCAGAUCCGAAGUGGUGCUUGGCAGUUUGCAUUUAAUGUGAAAUUCUACCCUCCAGACCCUGCCCAGCUAUCUGAAGAUAUUACCAGGUACUACCUCUGCUUGCAGCUGAGAGAUGACAUCGUGUCGGGUCGGCUGCCCUGCUCGUUCGUCACGCUGGCCCUGCUGGGCUCCUACACUGUGCAGUCGGAGCUCGGCGACUACGACCCCGACGAGUACGGCAGUGACUACAUCAGCGAAUUCCGCUUUGCGCCAAAUCACACUAAAGAGCUGGAGGAUAAAGUGAUCGAGCUGCACAAGAGCCACAGGGGAAUGACACCUGCAGAGGCUGAGAUGCAUUUCCUGGAGAAUGCCAAAAAACUGUCAAUGUAUGGAGUAGAUCUCCAUCACGCCAAGGAUUCUGAAGGAGUGGAAAUCAUGCUAGGAGUUUGUGCAAGUGGUCUCUUAAUAUAUCGAGACAGACUCAGAAUAAAUAGAUUUGCCUGGCCAAAGGUUCUGAAAAUUUCCUACAAGAGGAACAACUUCUAUAUCAAAAUCCGACCAGGGGAGUUCGAGCAGUUUGAAAGCACUAUUGGGUUUAAGUUGCCAAAUCAUCGUGCUGCAAAGCGCUUAUGGAAAGUGUGUGUUGAGCACCAUACAUUUUUCAGGCUCCUGCUACCAGAAGCACCUCCAAAGAAGUUCCUCACGCUGGGCUCCAAGUUUCGCUACAGCGGCCGGACGCAGGCCCAGACGAGAAGAGCCAGUGCCCUCAUAGACCGUCCCGCACCUUACUUUGAGCGGUCUUCUAGUAAACGUUACACUAUGUCUCGCAGCUUAGAUGGGGCAUCAGUGAAUGAAAACCAUGAAAUGUACAUGAAGGAUUCUGUGUCUGCUGCAGAGGUUGGUACUGGCCAGUACGCCACAACAAAGGGCAUCUCUCAGACCAAUUUGAUAACCACUGUGACUCCAGAGAAGAAGGCAGAAGAAGAGAAAGAUGAUGAAGAGGGCAAAAAGAAAAGAGCAGAGGAAGUCACCCCGGUCUCAGCCGUACGCCAUGACACCAAG